Molecule: messenger RNA, 3956 nt
Organism: Schistosoma rodhaini
Lineage: Eukaryota; Metazoa; Platyhelminthes; Trematoda; Strigeidida; Schistosomatidae
Source: the annotation of a GenBank genome assembly
AAUUUAUUUUUGACGCACAUGUUAAGAACAAACUGCGACCUUGAGUUCGGUGUUUUUGUCAUAUUAUUAAGUAAAUGACUUUGGAUAAAGAAGAUAAUUUUCAAUAUGGUUCUCAUGCGAUUGAGCGUCGAGGGGCGUUGCGUCAGAAGAAUGUCAUUGAGGUCAAUGGUCAUAAAUUUGUUGCUAAGUUUUUCAAGCAAUUUACAUUUUGCGGCCAUUGCAAGGACUUUAUAUGGGGUCUUGGAAAACAAGGAGUCCAGUGUCAAAUAUGCUGCUUUGCUGCUCAUAAGAGAUGCUAUCAAUAUGUAGCAUUUAAGUGUCCUGGUGCUGAUUUGGGUCCUGAAUGUGAUUCUAAAAGGCGUCAUAAAUUCAAACUGCAUACUUACUCGAGUCCCACAUUUUGUGACCACUGUGGUUCACUUCUAUAUGGGCUUGUUCAGCAAGGUUUGAAAUGUCAAAACUGUGGCAUGAAUGUACACAAGAGAUGUGAAAUGAAUGUUCCUCACCUCUGUGGCGUAGACAACACAGAGAGAAGAGGACGAAUAUAUCUCAAGAUUAGCUGGCAAGAUAACAGAUUUUUAGUUGAAGUUAAAGAAGGCAGAAAUCUUAUUCCAAUGGACCCAAAUGGUCUUGCUGAUCCUUAUGUUAAAAUCAAAUUUGGACCAACUGACGAACUUGGACGCAAAUUCAGAACCAAAACAAUAAAGUCUAAUCUAAACCCUGUAUGGGAUGAAAAGUUUACCAUUGAUCUACAUCCAGAUGAUGAGUCAAAGAGACUGCAUUUUGAAGUUUGGGACUGGGAUCGUACAUCACGUGACGAUUUCAUGGGUGCUUUAUCAUUUGGAGUUACAGAAUUAGUUAAAAAGCCGAUUGACUGUUGGUUUAAACUACUAAGUCAAGAAGAAGGUGAAUACUACUCGAUUCCUUGUACGACAGAAAGUAAUACUCCACCAUAUGCAGAAAUAUCUUCCGAAUAUGAGUCACAAUUUAAAGCAGAUAUUUACAGUGAUGAUAAUGAGAAUCUGCAAAACUGUCCAACAAAAUUACGUGAUGUAGUCAGAGCAACAGAUUUCAAAUUUAUCAAAGUAUUGGGCAAAGGAAGUUUUGGAAAGGUAAUGUUAGCUGAACGUAAAGAUACAGAUGAACUUUAUGCUGUGAAAAUUCUAAAAAAAGAUGUUGUUCUACAAGAUGAUGAUGUAGACUGUGCAAUGAUUGAACGUCGAGUAUUAGCAUUACAACGUAAACCACCAUUUCUUGUUCAGUUACAUUCUACAUUUCAAACUAUGGAUCGAUUAUAUUUUGUAAUGGAAUUUGUCAAUGGUGGUGAUCUAAUGUUUAGAAUACAAAAGGAAGGAAAAUUUAAAGAACCUAUUGCUGUAUUUUACGCUGCUGAAGUAGCCGUUGGUUUAUUUUUUCUACAUGAUAAAGGAAUUAUUUAUCGGGAUUUAAAAUUGGAUAAUUUACUGCUCGAUGCUGAUGGACAUAUUAAAAUAGCUGAUUUUGGAAUGUGUAAAGAUGGUAUUACAGGUGACGUUACAACACAUACAUUUUGUGGUACACCAGAUUAUAUUGCACCUGAAAUACUCCUGUAUAAACCUUAUGGUAAAUCAGUAGAUUGGUGGUCUUAUGGUGUUUUGCUAUAUGAAAUGUUAGCUGGUCAGCCUCCUUUUGAGGGUGAAGAUGAAGAGGAUUUAUUUGCAAAUAUAUUACAACAUACUAUUCCUUAUCCUAAAAGUUUAUCCAAAGAAUCCGUUUCUAUUUGUAAAGCUCUGCUUACAAGAGAUCCAAUGAAAAGACUUGGAUGUGGUUCAGACGGUGAAAAGGAGAUUAAAGAACAUUUGUUCUUCCGACGCAUAGAUUGGGAUAAAAUUGCUCUGCGUUUAGUACAACCCCCAUACAAACCAGUUACUUUAUCACCACGUGAUACAAGUAAUUUCGAUAGUGAAUUUACAAAAGUCACUCCAGAAUUAUCACCAACUGAUAAAUUAUUUGUUAUGAAUUUAACUCAAACAGAGUUUAGUGGAUUCUCUUUUGUUAAUCCGGAAUUUAUUGUUGAAGUAUAAGAUUUUGACGUUUUCUUAAUUUCUUGUUUGUUUGCUUGCUUCUUUGUAUUACUCUUAAAAUUUCAUUAUGAUUAAUUACUCAGUUUCAGUAUGCCUCUAUAUUCUUUUCGAUUCAUCUAUUUAGUUAUCCAUGGUUUCUUACUGUUUUCUUCCGUUUUUUAAAUGCAUUUAUUAAUGACUUUUUUUGUAGAAAUGUUACUUCUGUUGUAUACAGAGAGUUUCUUUUAUUAUGUGGAUUCAUAGUGUUUGUAUAAUGUAUGUAUGUGUGAUUGUUACUUUGAGUUUAUGAAAUACGAAAUACAAAGAAUGAAACCAAAAUAAUGGUAAAUAAAUAAAUAUGAAUGUUGUCACUAGCUACCCUAUUGACAUAGUUGCCAUGUUACAUGAUAUUAUCAAAUGUUUCUGUGUUGCAUUUUUGUUUUGCUCAUAUACUUAUCAACUUCAACAAUGGCAAAUUUAUGACCAACCUAUUACUUUUCAAUUAUAUAUACAUAUAUAGAUAGAUUCAUACGGGAACUGUAUUAGUAUAAAAUCAUAUUCUUAGUAUUGGAUAAGUAUAUUGGUGUUCAUUAUUUCACAUUUGUUGUUCAAUUUCAAUGUGUUGUUUUCAGAUUUGUCAAAGUUUUAUUUUAAAUUAAGUAUCUCUUUAUUACUUUUCUCUUCCUUACUCUGUAUUUGCUCAUUUUUACUUUAUUGUGAUAUAAUUCUUGUCGAAACUAUGUUUAUUUUAAUCGAUUUAAUUUGUACUUAUAUUUAUGUAAAAUACAUUAGGGAUACAUUAGUUUCGUUUAUAUAUAGACAUUUUUUUUCCAUUAUAUAUUAUUUUCAUUUUUUUGGAUGAAUGUAAAAUUCCUACCUUCAAUUACUGACUCGGAUGUGCAAUAAUAUUGAUGGUAUAUAUGAAUGAGAAAAAACAAAGCAUUCCAAUUAUGAAGUACUUUUACUACUAUCAAUAUAAAUAUGAUUAUAUUUGCAAUGGUAGCAGUAACAUUAGUGGUAGUAGUAGUAGUAGUGGUAGUGAUAGCAACUGAACUAAUAUAUUUGCUCGUUAACCUGAUCAUCAAUAAUUUACUUUAAUUCUUUGUGUAUUACACUAUUGUAACGUAUAAUUUAUUUUGAAUUUUUUUUCAUCCAUUUCCUUGAUAAUGUUUAAUUAUAGUCAAAUUUAGUUGUCGCUAUUGUUGUUGUUUGUUUGUUUGUUUCGUUUCGUUUUCAUAACAUCUGUAUCGGUUUUUCUUCUCCUUCUUUUCCUCCUUCUCCUCUUCCUCCUUAUCUCUUCCUGUGUGUUUAUUUUUCUUUGGUUUUGUUUCCUUUAUCAUGUGCAUCAAAUAUGAAACGCUAAACACUUCAAUAAGAUUCUCUAUUGUUUGUUAUUAUUGUUCAAAUGAAGACUGAUUUAAGAAAAUAAAAUGACAAAUGAAAUCAAUCACAACAAAAUAGAGACUUGAGAGUUUUCUUUGUUUGUAAGGCAGCUGUUCGCCCUGAUCUUUCUUGUUUUUUGUAUGUAUACAAACAAGUCAACGAUUAAGCACAUUUAUUACAUAACAAGCAGUUGUUUUCAUGUUUAUAAACAACCCUGUUUCAUUUUUGUCAUUUACAUAUUCUAAUUUGUUGAAAGAAAUCAUCGUUUUAUUCUAAUUUAUUCAUUUGUGAAUCAUUGUGUUUAUUCAUAAAAUUAUUAUUAGAAAAAAUAAAACGUUUUUCUAGAAAAAAAAUUUCUUUUUACUGUAAUUACUGUUUUAUUGAUUUUAAUUCAUAUAUAACAGUAAAUGUUAAAUCUUACACACUAGUUGGCUAAUCAAAACCUAAUUUCUACAGUCUUAACUACUCUACUACUGAAAUAAAAGCUUUAGAUAUUCCUAAUUUUGGCAAAUAAAAUACGUUAUUAUUACU